Episyrphus balteatus (marmalade hoverfly) is the source of this 5674-nucleotide messenger RNA. It is a transcript of the gene Liprin-gamma, whose product is annotated as kazrin. Gene Ontology annotation, molecular function: protein binding. NCBI's taxonomy places the organism in Eukaryota, Metazoa, Arthropoda, Insecta, Diptera, Syrphidae. Bases 1364 to 4234 code for a protein of 956 amino acids. The transcript has 13 exons. The record is from RefSeq and is a predicted model, not a curated record.
ACGAUUUAAGGAUGAAAGUUGUGUGGUCGCGAAUCAAUCUUUACCACAGAUAUUAUUAUCGAUAAAGAUCCUUAACUUCGGUUUUAUAAGGAUAUACGAAUCCUUAAGAUACAAAACAAAAUCGAUUUGUAUUAGAUUUUCUUUAUUUUUUUAUUGUUGGUUGGUGUUACUUCCUUUUUCUUUCUGUUUUGUGUAAAAUUUUAUGGCGACUGUUGUUGUUGUUGUUGUACAUAUUUAUUAUAUCCUUUUUUUUAAAUCUCACAAAGUGAAAUAAAUUGAAUAUCUUAUUUAUGCUAUUUGCAUAAAAUACCAACCUGCUGGUGAUUUUUUUUUUUUGUUGCAGUUCUUCUAUUUUCUUCUUGUCGUCGUCCUUUUGAAAAAAAUAAAGCCUGCGAUUUUACAACCCCCACCCCAAAGAAAGAAAAGUGUAUAUGUGUGUGUAAAAAAAGAGAUCCUUUCUGUAUAGUGCGGUGAAACGAGAAAGAGGGUGGUUGGUGUAGUGAUGGUCUAGGUCUAGCAUAAAGGAGAGAAAAUAAUAAAAAUAUAAAUAAAAUAAAAAAAAAAAAAAAAUAAAGUGCAAACACUACAGUGUACUGAGAGUAUAGAGGAAAAAGGCUGCAAAAAGUACAACAUCACACAGAGAUACAUUCGGCCAUACACACAACUCUCCAUAAGGAGCAAAACCAACAAAAAUAUUAUCGAGCAACACAACAACAACCCUCUGUGCUCGACCGACUGUGUAAAAAAAAGCAGGGUGUGUGUAGAGGGCGCUGCUGUACUGCGACUAGUUAAAGUUAUAUUGCUAUAGCUCUUCAACCCCCCUGAAACUCUCAUAAUAUAUUGUGGAUUACCAACAACAGUUUUUUGUUUUUUGCUUUAUUUUUUGUUCAUUUUUACUUGUACACAUCCGGAUGGAUGAAAUAUUUCGAAUGCUGUACAACUGAAUGAUAUUUUACCAACUUUAUCCCUGAAGACUACUUUUUGCUUAUGAUUAUGUGGAUACGUUUUUGAGAAGCUGAUCAAUUUCAAGUCACUAAUUUAUUCAUGACAACACGGUGUCAGAAGCUCUACUGCCAGAACGAUAUACGAGAAAACACGCAUAAAAUACAUUCUACAGAAACACAUCACAUCAACAUAAAACAGAUUGACUAAUUAACAAAUCUCAUCCAACAGCAACAACAACAACACAUUCCGCAUGUGUUGCAUAACAUUAUUUGAAAUGUGCUGCCGCACUAAAUACAUGGCAAUACUUUAACUGUUCUUUGUUUUGUUGCCAUACAAAGAUACACAGCAGAGAGACAGACAGACAGAGAGGAGAUACAUCUCGUUAAAAUUAGAAUAUUUUCCUCGCUUAUAAAACGAGAUGCAAAUCAACGGUACAACAGGACCAACAAUGGCUGCUUCAGAGCCACCAGAGCCCCCACCAAGGAAUCCGGACCGAAUAAACGCUUCAUUAAAUAAAUUUACAGACACUAAAACAACAAAAUCCUUGGACACGAACGAUAAGCCUGUGAACAAUAACAAACCUUUGAAGCCGCUGCUGUCGUUGGACAAUACCCUUGCCACGUCACCGUCGACGUCAUUGUCAUCGUCCUCAGCCACAAAUAGUAGUGGCAGCCUAACAACUACCGCCUCGGGUGGAAUCGGUGGUUCCAUACACUCGCCCUCCUCCGGUCACAUCUUCAACAAGAGAAUGGAAAUUAAUAGUCAGGGUAGCAAUAAUGGCGGAGGGGGUGGAGGAGGAGUAGGACCUCCUGGUAGCAACAAUUCACCUGGAUCGAAUGGUAUUAGAAAUCUUAUACUGACGUCGCCCCUUGUCGACAACAUCCAUCAAAGGUCAGUGAAUUUGAAUAAAAGUGAGUCGAACAAUCAUCUUGGUGCUGGAGGGGGUGGAGGAGGAGGUGGAGCAGGGGGUGGAAUAGAUGGCGGACAAAUUGAUAUGAUGAAUGGAACAAAUCACGCCGCCAUGACUACGGUUGAUAAGAAAAACGCCAAUGAUGUUGUUGUUAAAUUCAUGGAUUUAGGACUCAGUGGCACAGGUGCUCAAGGUGUAAACGGCUGCAGUCUAUUUAGUACCAAGGACCAACACCAUAAUAACAUGGAUAAAGGAGCUAGUGGAGGCGGUGCAGGAGGAGGCGGUGGUAGUAGCAAUAGCAGCAGUUGCGAUGGCAAUCGCAAUGAUGAUUCCAAGUUUCAAUUUAACGAGGCAAAAGAUUCACCAUCAAAAUUGCGAAUAGAAAACGAACGACUCAAUUCGGAAAUUCAAAGAUUACGUAAACUUCUUGAGAACUCACCAGAUGGCGCUGUCGGCGGCAUAGAUUUAUCCGAUAGCAACAGCUGCGAUGCCCAUUCCACCGACGGCGGUGGCAGCACCAGUCGCAUUGAUCGAUUGGAAGCCGAAUUGAAGGCAGCCAAAACACAAAUAACCGCCCUACGUUUGGAACGGAAGAAACUUAAAACUGACAAAACAGAUCUGCUGGCACACGUUAAGCAAUUGUGCGCCUCAUUGCAGGACAAAGAACAAGAGCUAAGGGACUUUAUACGUAAUUACGAACAAAGGAUUCGUGAGAGCGAAACGAACAAUGCGAAAAUGUCCUCGGACCGGGAACGCGAACGAUGGUCGUUGUUGAAGCAUGCCCGAGACGAGGCCGAACGGUCGUUGGCGUUGGCCCAACAAUUGAGUGCGCGUGAUGUGCAAUUGCAAAGGCUGCAGGAACAGCUGCAGGAGGCCAGGAGACAAUUAUCUGGUUGUUUAUCGGAUCAGGAGAGUCUUUUGUCGUUUGCCCCAUUAACACCUCCGUCGGGUUUGAUUAACCACUUGGCAGCAUCGUCGGCUAAUUCGAAUGCUGCAUUGGCGGCUUAUGGUACCACGGGUGGCGGUGGUGGGAGUAGUAUAACGGGGGGUAGUAGUAUUGGUGGAGGUGGCGGGGGAAGUGCUGGUGGGGGGAGUGGUGAUUCGGGAGUGCGUGGAAGCAGUGACCGGGAGAGUGCUGCUGGUGAUUUGAAUUUGAGCGAUGGCACGUGCGAGAACGGGCCAUGCAUCACAGUCGAUCCGGACAGUAUUUCCAUUGUGUCCAGUCAGAAUAUGUAUCAAUUUGGCACACCUAAAGAGAGAAGUCCUACACUGUCGCCUUUGAAUUCAGCUGCUUACUCAAGGUCCGUUGAGCAACUAGGUUCGCCUGGUGACAAUGAGUGUCCUUCGGCAUUAACUCGGAAGUUUGCUGCUGGAAAGCCGGGGGCUUUGAGCUCUCGAAAUGGACGUGGCGGUACCUGGGGUAGUAUAUCGAGAGUGUUUGCUAGGUCCCGGAAUAAAAGUAAAGCCUUGAGUGCCGACACUGCCAGCGAAUAUUCCGAUUACUCAUGGAACUCCCUAACCGAAGAAGGUUACGCUGAAAAACUUCGUUUACUCCGUGAAGCCUCACAAGUCCCUAUGGAACGUUGGCGAGCUUCGCAAGUGCUCGCUUGGCUUGAAGUAGCUCUCGGUAUGCCUCAAUACAGCUCAAGAUGUUCCGAAAAUGUCAAAAGUGGCAAAGUCCUGCUCGAAUUAAAUGACGCCGAACUGGAAACCGGUCUAGGUUUAGCACAUCCGAUGCAUAAGAAAAAACUACGUUUAGCCAUUGAGGAACAACGACGUCCCGAGCUGGUUAGAUAUCCACUGAUAACCCAACUCGGUCAUACAUGGGUAGCAUCGGAAUGGUUGCCAGAUAUUGGUCUGCCGCAGUAUACUGAAUCAUUUUUGCAUUCACUGGUCGAUGCUCGAAUGUUAGAUACGCUAUCGAAAAAAGAAUUAGAGAAAUUUUUAGGUGUUACUAGGAAAUUCCAUCAGGCUAGCAUAGUGCACGGUAUCCAUGUCCUGCGGAUUGUGAAAUACGAUAGACAAACAUUGGCGAUGCGUAGAGUUCAAUCAGAAUCAGUUGAUACAGAUCCAAUUGUGUGGACAAAUCAACGCUUUAUACGUUGGGCUAGGUCAAUCGAUUUGGGUGAAUAUGCUGAAAACUUGAAAGAUAGCGGUGUGCACGGUGGCUUAGUGGUUUUGGAACCAUCAUUCUCUGGGGAUACCAUGGCCACAGCCUUAGGAAUACCCCCAUCAAAGAAUAUCAUACGAAGGCAUCUGGCUACUGAAUUUGAUGCUCUCAUCCUACCAGCAAGGUAUCUUGUUUUUUGCCAAAUGGAAGAGUUUCAGAUGGAUAACUCUAGAAUAUUCCCCACAAAUCAGAAGCCAAUGGGAAGAUAAAUUAAUUCAUCAUCAAUUUUACCUUAAAAAAAAAAACACACAAAGAACUUAUAAAUAUAGAUAAAAAAAAAGAUUACAAACAAAAACAAAAUUAUCGCUCAUAAAAAAUUAGUUCAAAUUGAAUCAAAAUAAAUUACAAUUUUUGAAAAAAAUUAAAAACACCAAAACUAUCUUUGUAGAAGAAACGAAACAAAAAAAAAAAUACCGAGAGAUACAAUCAUCAGAAAAAGAAAAAUUUAAACUAACUGAAUAAAAAAUUAUCUAUAUCAAAUCAAAAAAUACGAAGAAAAUAUUAAAAAAAAAUCAAAAUUUCUAGUUAGCCGAAUUUACAUUAAAAUAUAAAAAAAAUAAAAAUAGAUUAUACAUUUUACUUUACAACAUAAAAAACAUGAAGUUUUUUUUUCAAAAAACGAAACCAAAAAACUCUUGAGACUAUACAAUACACAAAACACACACAUCCAUCAAACCAUAGCGCCAUAUUGAAUACAAAACAAAUUAAAAAAAAAAAAGAAAAAAAAUCGUAGAAAUAUUUUUUUCUAUAUCACUAAAUGAUACAACAAAAAAAAAGUUAAAAAUUCUUAUGACAAACAAAAAAAAAAAAAAUAAAGAGGAUAACAAUUAAAUAUAAAACUGCUAUGCCGACAUGUGUGUUUGCUUUUGCUGUUUUGCACUAUAUUCUUCUUAAUUUUUUGUAAUUUUUUUUUAUUUAAAUAUAUUUUUUCCUUAAAUAUUUAUCUCAGGGUAAUAAUUCGCAUCAUUGUUAAUUAAUGUAAUUUUCUAUAAAUGUCGCAAUAUGUUUUUCGUAUAUUUUUUUUUUAAUUUAUUAAAUGUUUUUAUGGGACAAGGGUGUACCUGGGAGGGGUUUUUGCUAUUAUCUUCAACCACCAAGGUAAGGUUAAUUUCGAAAAACUUUAGGUGGUAUUAGGUGCUUUUGUUUCUUAUAGUUUCUCUAUGAAAAUUUUUCAACUUUUCGGAUCUUUUGUUACUUUGAAAAAUCUAUUCUGUCCAAAGACACAUCACUUCACAACAUUUAAAUGUCUUAUUUUUCUCUUUUAAUUCUUGAUUUCAAUUCUGAAGACGAAAAAAAACUAUAAUAUGUAACUAGUUAGAUGUUUGUUGUUUUUGUGUAUAAGUAACUCUGUUUUUAUGUAUGUAUUAAACUCGUCUGGAAAAAAUGUAAGCAUAUCAAAAAUGAAUCAAAUGAAAAGGUUUAAAAAAACAUUCUAGUUAACAACAUACUGCUGGUGGUGACUUGCUAAAAUUCUUUGAAAUCUUUUCAAUUUGUUUAAAUCUUUAAAGUAACGUUAAAUUAUACUGAACAAAAAAGCAUGAACGUCAUAAGAUUAUGGUAAAAUCACUAAUUUUAAAGUCAAAUAGACAUAACUUUUUAACGCCUUUUGAGGCUGAACAAAUUUAAAAUAUCAUACACAUUUAAGAAAA